AUGUCUAACAGUAAGUCGGAAUCUUUUAACGAAAACUCAGCAACAUCGUCUCACGCUUCCGCACCAGACUAUCAUAAUAAAAGACCUGAAAGUUCUGUUCAAGGCAAAUUAGAUAAAGAUAAAACACAACCCUCAUCACCACCAUCACCUUUACAUCACGAGAAUGAAGCUGUGCGUCUAGUUCGGAUACGAAAAAUCUUCAAUGAGCUGGACAGAAACGGUGCUGGAUUACUAGACCGCAAAAGCAUACAAAAAGGUCUAAGUAAACUGAAAAGCCUUCCGGCACGUAACAAAUACGCUUUGGAACUAUUGCAAAGGUGUGACACGAGUAAGGAUGGAGUGGUCGACUUCCAAGAGUUUAAGACUUUUGUCGAGGAGAAAGAAAAAGAAUUGUGGGAGUUGUUUGUGGAAAUUGAUAAGAGUAAGGAUAUGAAAUUGCAGCCUGAGGAACUGGAGGGGGCUUUAUGGAAAGCUGGUAUUCAUUGCACCAAACAAGAAUUAAAAAAGUUUAUACACACAAUGGAUAAAGAUGGAAAUGGUGUAAUUGAUUUUGGAGAGUGGCGAGAUUUUCUUUUGCUUCUCCCAAGUGAAACGACACUUCAGGAAAUAUACUAUUUCUAUCAAUCAGUAGCACAAGUCAAUAUUGACGGUGAAGUCGUCAUCCCGGUCACAAAUCCAAAAUAUUUUAUUGCCGGAGCCAUGGCUGGGGCUGUGAGUCGAACUGCAACCGCGCCAUUUGAUCGUCUGAAGGUUUAUCUGCAAAUACAAACGGAUGCGCGACCUCUGAAACUUUCCACAAAGAGACAACAACACGGUAGUGUAAUUUAUAAUAAAAAUGCUGCUGCUUCUGUUGUUCGAUGGUCUACGGGAUUGGGGUCGAGUAAGGUUACGAACGCGAUUAAAGAGUUGUAUAAAGGAGGACCAUUGAAUUUUUUCCGGGGGAAUGGACUCAAUGUUGCUAAAAUUGCUCCAGAAAAUAGCAUAAAGUUUUAUUCAUAUGAGCAAUCAAAAGCCGUGAUUGCUUAUUUAAUGGGAAAAACGGAUAUUGGAUCAAUAGGAAUUUCUGGACGAUUUUUGGCCGGAGGAGUAGCUGGUCUAAUAUCACAAUUCAGUAUAUACCCGUUAGAAACACUCAAAACACGUGUGAUGAGUUCAACCGAUAAUAGGAAUGUUGGCAGCAGUAAUCUAUUAUUACGUACUGCAAAGGAAAUGUGGCAAAUAAAAGGCGCACGGGCAUUUUAUAGAGGAUUAAUACCAUCGUUGAUAGGCGUGUUUCCGUAUUCAGCGAUUGAUAUGAGUGUUUAUGAGAAUUUGAAAAUGACAUAUAUGAAAUGGGAUGAAACACGCCGGAAUUCUUCUAAUAAUAUAAAUAAGUUUGAUGAUGGGAACGAGAUGUGGAAUGACUUCGGGAUCGGUGGGCGCAACAAUCGUUUAUCCACUUUCACUAAUCAGAACUCGGGCACUCCAGGACACCCGCAAAAAUACGUAAAUGCAUUUGAUGUCAUACAAAAAACAUAUGCACUCGAAGGUAUUCGCGGAUUUUACAAAGGACUCGCGCCAACAUUAAUAAAGGUUAUACCAGCAGCUGCGAUUUCCUACGUAGCCUAUGAGCAAAUGAAAAGUAAUUUGAAGUUACCAUAA
This is a messenger RNA of Ambispora gerdemannii, 1641 nucleotides long. The record is from the annotation of a GenBank genome assembly. Lineage: Eukaryota; Fungi; Glomeromycota; Glomeromycetes; Archaeosporales; Ambisporaceae.